This is a messenger RNA of Linum tenue, 359 nucleotides long. Lineage: Eukaryota; Viridiplantae; Streptophyta; Magnoliopsida; Malpighiales; Linaceae. The record is from the annotation of a GenBank genome assembly.
CCGAAGUCCGGCAAUUGAUUGCGCCAAAUUUGGGUAAAGUUCACUCACAACCCACACAACCCGUGCCACUACUUCAAGAGGUAGAGAUUUCGAUGGAGGAGAGGAUAUUGGAUUCCAACGAAGAUGGUCUACUAAACGUUGGUUGGCCUCGACACAGGCGUCCUCUCCAUUUCAAGGUUCCCUAGUUCCUUGUUCAUGUUGCAUGGGUUGGGAGUGGUUCUCUUCCUGUUUGCAAUUGUAGCUUGCCGCAAUGAAUGACGUCGUUGGCAAAGUUAUGACACAUCUAUUGAUCCUUUUGUUGUGGUUGUUCAUGUAAAAUACAAGGUAAGUUCGUUGUCCAUUUGAAGUACUUGGAAUGC